GAAUUGCGCCGCAUGUACCAGAGCAUGAACGACCUCAAGACGCCGCUGGCCAAGGCGGCCGACCCCGCGCUGCUGCGGCCGACGCCCGCCGACGCCAUCGCUGGCCACGUCGCCGACCUCCGCGCGUCCUUCCGCGCAGGCGUGCUCCAGUCGACGGCCGCGCGCAAGGCGCAGCUCCGCCAGCUGCGCCUUCUGACGACCGAAGGCGCCGAGCUGCUCCAAGCCGCCGUGUGGAAGGACCUCCACAAGCAUGCGACCGAGCUCUACGUGAUGGAGACGUCUGCGAUACUCAACGAGAUCCAAGAGCACUUGGACUACGUUGACGACUGGGCAGCGCCCAAGCGCGUGGGCACGAACCUGGUCAACAUCCCAGGCUCUUCGUACGUGCACAGCGACCCGCUCGGCGUCUGCUGCAUCAUGGGCACGUGGAACUACCCGGUCCAGCUUCUCUUGCUGCCACUUGUGGGCUGCAUCAGCGCCGGCAACUGCGCCGUCCUGCGCCUCCCCGCAGAAGGGUCGAGCGACCACGUGGCGGCCGCGCUCGCGUACCUUGUCGACAAGUACAUGGACCCGAACGUCGUGCGCUACGUGGCCGGAGGCAUUGACGCGAACAAGGCUAUGCUCGCACAGAAGUUUGACCUGAUCUUUUGCACUGGCGGCUGCACCAUCGGCAAAAUCGUCGCCCGCGCGGCCGCCGAGACGUUGACGCCCGUGAUUCUCGAACUCGGUGGCAAGUCGCCAGCGAUCAUCGAUGCGUCCAUUGACUUGCUCGUGACCGCCCGGCGUCUCGUCUGGGGCGCCUUUACCAACGCCGGCCAGACCUGCGUCCGCCCCGACUACAUUUUUGUCCACGCGUCCAUUGGGCCUGCGCUCGUCGCCGCCAUGAAGCAAGCGGCCGUCGACUUUUUUGGCGCAGACCCGCAAGCCUCCGACUCGUACGGCCGCCUCGUCAACAGCGCGCAGUUUGAUCGUAUUCGCCGCAUUUACGAAGCCGACAAGACGUUUGCAGUGCACGGCGGGCAGUCGGACGCAUCGGAUCGGUUUUUUGGCCCGACGAUCUUCAACUUCGAAUCGGACUAUGCGACAUUUGCGUCGAGCGCGAGCAUGGAAGGCGAGCUCUUUGGCCCGCUUUUGCCCAUCUGUUACUACACAGACGUCAACGCGGUCCUCGACCACAUCAACGCUCAGCCCAAGCCACUCGCACUCUACGUUUUCAGCAAGUCGAAUGGCUUUGUGCAGCACAUUUUGAGCCACACGACGUCGGGCAGCGUCUGCGUGAACGACACGAUGGUGCAGAUCUCCAACCCGAGCCUGCCGUUUGGCGGAGUCGGCAACUCUGGCAUGGGCGCGUACCACGGCCACAAGUCGUUCGAGGUCUUUAGCCACGCCAAGUCGGUGCUGUACAAGCACUUUAUUCUGGACAUUGCGCAGCGCUACCAGCCGUACACGCCCUUUGCGCGCCAGCUCCUCGGGGCGGCCUUGUACCCGAUUCCCCGCUCGUGGGUGCGCGCGUCGGCCUUUUUUACGCUUGUCGCGCUGGUCGGCAUCGUGCUUGCUAUCGUGUACGCCUAAGUGUCUUUGAAUUGGAGUGCAUUGCAACAC
Saprolegnia parasitica CBS 223.65 is the source of this 1602-nucleotide messenger RNA. RefSeq lists its product as hypothetical. Bases 13 to 1572 code for a protein of 519 amino acids. The record is from RefSeq and is a predicted model, not a curated record. Gene Ontology annotation, molecular function: aldehyde dehydrogenase (NAD+) activity. Gene Ontology annotation, cellular component: cytoplasm. Lineage: Eukaryota; Oomycota; Saprolegniomycetes; Saprolegniales; Saprolegniaceae. Gene Ontology annotation, biological process: aldehyde metabolic process. The transcript is spliced from 3 exons.